Messenger RNA from Vanessa tameamea, 1088 nucleotides. RefSeq names its product E3 ubiquitin-protein ligase FANCL (gene Fancl). The transcript is spliced from 4 exons. The record is from RefSeq and is a predicted model, not a curated record. Lineage: Eukaryota; Metazoa; Arthropoda; Insecta; Lepidoptera; Nymphalidae. Gene Ontology annotation, biological process: interstrand cross-link repair; protein monoubiquitination. Gene Ontology annotation, molecular function: ubiquitin protein ligase activity. Gene Ontology annotation, cellular component: nucleus; Fanconi anaemia nuclear complex. The coding region runs from base 130 to 1023 and encodes 297 amino acids.
UAAAUUGUUGAUAUCUACAGCAUACAAUGUCCAUUAAAAAUGGUUAUUAAUUUUAUGUAGUUGUAAAACAUUUGAUUUAAUAUAAUGCUAGGUUUGUUUUAGAAGAUUGCUGAAGAACAUUAUAAUAACAUGUAUGGACCUAAAAUAGAUAACUUGCUUGGCCUUUUCUUAGAAAAUGAUAUAAAAUUUAUUGACACAGUCAGUUUAGACAUAAUCGAUAAAGAGUUUAUUGAAGAAAUUAGAAAUUUGCCCGAGGAUAUAUCCCUGUCUUUUGGCAGAAGUCUUCGAGAAUUUAAAUGUACUGUACAAGAUUAUGAAAGUCAAAGAGUACAUGAAAUAUUUUUGAAAUAUAAUGGUCUUCAUAAACUGACUAUUUCUAGAGUUAAUCUUCCUCACUCGCAAUUGCAAGAAUGUGAAUAUUCCUCAAUUGAAGAGGUUGUACUCGCUUUUCGUCAAUACAUUAACAGCUUAAGCUUAUAUUUUCAAGAACUAGAAAGUAUAGACACAUCUUUUACUGUGAUGGAACCAGUCAAACCUACCUUUAAAGAUGAUUACAGGAGAAUAUUACUUGAUGAAAGAACAUGGUUGCACGUUGAAGUGACCAGUAAUGGUUCAGCAAUGAAUAUUCAUCUUGUUGGUCAGUCAGAACAUUGGCAUGACAAAUUACAAGCUGGUCUAUUAGCUUGGGAUCAUGACAAAGACAUAGUGAGCAACAUUACAGACAUAUUUGAUUUGAUGAAAUCUUCAUCUUUUGUCAAGCAAUUAGACAAAGUAGAAGCAACAAAUGAUAACAAAGUUGACUUUCCCUCAUGUGCCAUAUGCUUCUGUGUUGAGUUACCAGACAACCCAGGAGUACCACAACCAGUGUGUCAGAAUCCUAAUUGUGGUGUUUACUUCCAUAAAAGUUGUUUAUUUCAGUGGCUUGUUGCUUGUGAGAGAGGUCGCCUGCCUGCAUUUGGUGUUGCAAAUGGCAGUUGUCCAACAUGUCUUCAAUCUAUAACAUGCAGCGAAAAAGACAACUAGCUUACGUUUUAUAGCAUAUACUAUUGUGUCCUAUUUAUAUUUCUUUAAUAAAGGUUUAAACUAUU